GCAAAAAGCAAUGAUCUCGCCCGGGCUCGAACCGGGGACCUUUUCGGUGGUGUCAACAGAUGUUGUUAACGAAAUGUCAUGACCAACUAGACCACGAAACCAUCUUAAUCGCUGAUUGGCUGCUCGUCGUCCUUCACAAAGAGCUCUAUCAAAACAUCACCAUGUCCCAGAAAAUCAACGCCAAAAACCUCUCCUACAACUCCUCUCUCCCCCCUUUCCUCGCCGCCCUCCGCGCCCAGGCCUCCGGCGCAACAGGCCCCGACCCCAUCCUCUCCGCCCAGCGCCGCGGCGGCAAGAAGCGCUCCAGCAGCGAAGAGGCCGAGGACGCGCCCCUGGUCGUGGACGAGCACGGGAACGCGCUCGAGGACCUCAAAGUCAAUAAGGACGGCACCGUGGAAGAAUCAGCAGCAGCAGCAAAUGCAGAGGAUGCUGAGGAGGCCGCCACCAAAGACGGGGCGGAAAAGAGCGAGGCAGAGCCGGCGAGAGCUUCGAUGAUAGGAGGGCGGAAGCGCAAAGUUGGCAAGGUGGUUGGCGAGGAGGCGCAAGAUGACGGUUCCGAGACUGCGCCUGCAGGAAAGAAGAAUGAGACGGCAAAGAAAAACGCUGAUGAUGCCGAGCAAGCGACCAACCGCAAGCCUAAGAAAAAGACAAAGAAAAUCAAGCUCAGCUUCGACGAGGACGAAGGUUGAGCUGGGGAGGUCUCAAGCGACGCGAAACAACAGCCAUGCGCAGAGACCAUCAGCUGACCAAGAUGCGGCAGCUCACGCUGAGAAUGAGUCUCUGCGUUUGCCACUGCAGCUUCACAUAGCUUCCCAAUGAUGCCCGGGACAUGCAACGAGCAUUGGGAAUGUCAGAUGCUUAGUCCCAGCAUCCGGCAUCAUCAUUAGAUUAAUCAAAAGAUACCCGCCCCCAGUCUGUCAAUGCUUGUGAUUCACACUGCGACAAAGUCAUGAGUAUCUACAAAAUACACAGCCGCGUCCCGU
This is a messenger RNA of Trichoderma citrinoviride, 983 nucleotides long. RefSeq lists its product as hypothetical. Lineage: Eukaryota; Fungi; Ascomycota; Sordariomycetes; Hypocreales; Hypocreaceae. The record is from RefSeq and is a predicted model, not a curated record. The transcript is spliced from 3 exons. Bases 162 to 689 code for a protein of 175 amino acids.